GAAAGGGAAGGCGGUGGCUGAGGCUGUUCGGGAGGUUUCGGAGUUGGUGCCUCCAGGUGCCAUGGGCAGGGCUGAGGCGCGCUGAGGGGUCGUGGGGUGCUGAAGGGGAAGCAGGGCUGGGCCAUGGCCGGCGCUAGGGCAGCCGCUGCCGCCUCAGCGGGGCCCUCGGCUUCUUCGGGCAACCCGCCGCCUCAGGAGCCAGGGCUCGGGGAGCUGCUGGAGGAAUUCUCCCGGACUCAGUACCGGGCCAAGGACUGUAGCGGGACGGGCGGCUCAAAGGUUGAGCGCAUUGAGAAGAGAUGUCUGGAGCUGUUUGGCCGAGACUACUGUUACAGUGUGAUCCAAAAUGUGAAUGGGGAUAUCUGUGGCCACUACCCCCAGCACAUCGUGUUCCUGGAGUAUGAAAGUUCUGAGAAGGAGAAAGACACGUUUCAGAGCACCGUGCAAGUGAGCAAGUUGCAAGACCUCGUCAACCGUAGCAAGACAGCCAGGUGCAGAGGACGGUUUGUGUGCCCGGUGAUCCUGUUCAAGGGCAAGCACAUUUGCAGGUCAGCUACCCUGGCUGGAUGGGGGGAGCUAUAUGGACGCACUGGCUACAACUAUAUUUUCUCAGGAGGUGCAGAUGAUGCCUGGGCAGAUGCAGAGGACAUCACAGAGGAGGACUGCGCUCUUCGAAGUUCCGACACACAUCUUUUUGAUAAGGUCAGAGGCUAUGACAUCAAGCUGCUUCGGUACCUGUCAGUCAAAUACAUCUGUGACCUGAUGGUGGAGAACAAGAAGGUGAAGUUUGGUAUGAAUGUAACCUCCUCCGAGAAGGUGGACAAAGCCCAGCGCUAUGCCGACUUCACUCUCCUCUCCAUCCCGUAUCCAGGCUGUGAAUUUUUCAAGGAAUAUAAGGAUCGAGAUUACAUGGCUGAAGGGCUCAUUUUUAACUGGAAGCAGGACUACGUCGAUGCCCCACUGAGCAUCCCCGAUUUCCUGACUUGCUCUCUGAACAUUGACUGGAGCCAGUAUCAGAGUUGGGACCUGGUGCAACAAACACAAAACUACCUGAAACUGCUGCUUUCCAUAAUUAACAGCGACGAUGACAGCGGGCUGCUGGUACACUGUAUCUCGGGCUGGGACCGGACACCACUCUUCAUCUCUCUCCUGCGCCUUUCCUUGUGGGCUGAUGGGCUUAUCCACACAUCCCUAAAGCCUGCUGAGAUCCUCUACCUGACUGUGGCCUACGACUGGUUCCUCUUCGGGCACAUGUUGGUAGAUCGGCUCAGCAAAGGAGAGGAGAUUUUCUUCUUCUGCUUCAAUUUUUUGAAGCAUAUCAUCUCUGAGGAGUUCUCUGCUCUGAAGACACAGAGGAGGAAGAGUUUACCAGCCCGGGAUGCAGGCUUCACUCUGGAAGAUAUCUGUAUGCUGAGACGAAAGGACCGUGGCAGCACCACCAGCCUUGGCAGUGACUUCUCUCUGGUCAUGGAGAGCUCCCCAGGAGCCGCCGGGAGUUUCACCUAUGAGGCCGUGGAGCUGGUCCCUGCAGGAGCACAGACUCAGGCAGCUUGGAGGAAGAGCCACUCAUCCUCUCCACAGAGUGUGCUCUGGAACCGGUCACAGCCCUCAGAGGACCGCCUGCCUUCCCACCAGGGGCUGGGCGAAGCCAAGUCUUCCAGCUCCUCAUCCUCGAACCAUUCUGACUUUUUCAGGAUGGGUAGCAGUCCCCUGGAGGUCCCCAAACCCAGGCUUGCAGGCCCACCCCUAUUUGGAGGAUGUGUUAGUGUUUGGGUAAGAGCUAGUCUGCAGCACCGAUUGAAGACUCCUUCCCAGAGCCCUGGCAGAUAGGGAAUCCAGAAGCUGUACUGGUUACAGUGUGAUGAGCAGGGGUUUAGGGCUGCCUCCACCUAUUGCCUUUGGCAGGUCUCAGCCCCUGGGCCCUCACAUUCUGUUUCAAGAGAUGGACCCAGAUCCUCAAAGUCCUUUUUGGUCCUCAUAUUCCAUGUCUGAGUUGGAGGGGCGGUGAGGAGAAUAGACAGUAGUGAGCUAGGCUAGAUGUGUGUGGCUCGGGUGAACCUUGGGAGACUCUACAUCUGAGAAGUGCUCAGCCAGAUGGACAAGUGUGGCUGGAGCAUGCUGCAGAAAUCAUGUUUCCUAUAAGAGAUUGAAGCUGAGCACUGGGUAGGUAGGCACUUAGGACUGAGGGAUGGCCUGGCACUUGGGGAAAGCAUUUCCUAGCAUUGCCAUAUUUUCCAUGUCAUACACACAGGGAAAGGAUCCUGUGAGUUGCUUUGUUCUUUAAAGUCUUGAGAAUGUCUGGCCCUUCUGGAGAGAACAAAGCAGGGUGUGGCUUAAGAGGUCCUUAAGAAAUUCCAAGGAGAAAGGGGCAUUUAGCAUAAAGAGCAUGAGCCUUAGAGUCUAGCCCAGAUUCGAGCCCAGCUCUGAAAUGAACUGCUCCAAAAGUUUCAGGUCUUACCAGCAUGCAUGUUAACAGUAAGGAAACCAAGCCCCAAAGUCACAGGCAUGUACAAGGAAAGACCUGAAAUUUCUGGAACCCUCUUCCCAUCACCAUCCUCUGGAUUUUCUCCUUGGGCAAAGGCAGGCAGUGGAGGAAGGGUGCCCUUCUCCACACAGGCAGAGGAGGUCAGCUGUAGGCUAGUAGGAGCCCCGCAGAGUGCACGGGCCCAAGGAGUCCCCCGUGCUCACCUUUAGAGGACCCAGAGCACUCACAUGUCUGCCAGGGCUGUAGCUGCAUCCACUAAACAAAGAUUAUAAUUCCUUUGACCCCACAGGAGGUUUGGUGAAGGUGGCUGAGCAGAGUGGGUGGUGGGCAGACAAGUCACAGGCCUGUGCGCGUUCUUGUCCUGUGUGCCCGCUGCCAUGGCACCCUUGUCUGCACGCCCAGCUUUCCUCAGGCCUGUUCGAGGGCUGCGGUGGCUCUAUAUAACCCUCUCAGUUCUGGGCUGGAACUCUUACUCACUGUCCCUAUCUCCCUUCCUGCCUGUGCAGCAUUGCUAGACAAUUGGGAAAGAGACCAGAAGAUUCCUCCUAUCCUCUCAGGUCCUGCUCCAGUCUCAACUAUCCAGCUGCUAGGGGCUCCCGCUGAGGUGG
Lynx canadensis (Canada lynx) is the source of this 3093-nucleotide messenger RNA. It is a transcript of the gene MTMR14, whose product is annotated as myotubularin related protein 14. The coding region runs from base 124 to 1830 and encodes 568 amino acids. The record is from RefSeq and is a predicted model, not a curated record. Lineage: Eukaryota; Metazoa; Chordata; Mammalia; Carnivora; Felidae. Gene Ontology annotation, molecular function: phosphatidylinositol-3-phosphate phosphatase activity. Gene Ontology annotation, biological process: dephosphorylation. The transcript is spliced from 18 exons.